AUGGAUAAUGUUAGUGAUUUUGUUAAGCCCUCUGUCAUUGCCUUCUCUCUUCCCUCCCUCCUCUCCAGAACCACAGGCCUGGCAGAGAAGCCACCUCGCAGAAGAAGAAACAGGACUGAGUUUGCCCUGAAAGAAACCAUGUCGACGGGCGGUGUGGAGGAUGACAUCCCUCAGGGAGAGAGGAAAACUGUCACAGACUUCUGUUACCUGCUGGAUAAAUCCAAACAGCUUUUCAAUGGCUUAAGAGACUUGCCUCAGUAUGGGCAGAAGCAGUGGCAAUCUUAUUUUGGACGCACCUUUGAUGUUUACACCAAACUCUGGAAGUUCCAGCAGCAGCACCGGCAAGUUCUGGACAAUCGAUAUGGCUUGAAGCGCUGGCAAAUUGGCGAGAUCGCUUCAAAGAUUGGGCAGCUUUACUACCACUACUACCUUCGCACAUCUGAAACCAGCUACCUGAAUGAAGCUUUCUCCUUCUACUCUGCUAUUCGGCAGAGGUCUUAUUAUUCCCAAGUCAACAAAGAAGACAGGCCUGAACUGGUGGUUAAGAAACUGCGUUAUUAUGCACGGUUUAUUGUGGUUUGCCUUUUACUCAACAAAAUGGACGUUGUUAAGGAUCUGGUAAAGGAAUUGUCAGACGAGAUUGAAGACUAUACCCACCGCUUCAAUACAGAGGACCAGGUGGAGUGGAACUUGGUUCUCCAAGAAGUGGCAGCAUUCAUUGAGGCAGACCCGGUGAUGGUCCUGAAUGAUGAUAACACCCUUGUGAUCCUCUCCAACCGUCUCUCUGAAAUGGGAGCCCCUCUGCUGGAGCAGGGGAUGAUUGUGGGGCAGCUGACUCUUGCGGAUGCACUUAUUAUUGGGAACUGCAACAAUCAGGUGAAAUUCAGUGAAUUGACAAUCGACAUGUUCCGGAUGCUGCAAGCUCUGGAGAGGGAGCCAAUGAAUUUAGCCUCACAAAUGAAUAAGCCUGGAUUGCAGGAGACAACUGAAAAGCCAGCAAGGAGGGAGAAUCCCCACAAAUACUUGCUAUACAAGCCAACUUUCAGUCAACUGUAUACCUUCCUAGCUGCAUCAUUUAAGGAACUGCCUGCAAAUAGUGUCCUGCUGAUCUACCUGUCGGCCACUGGCGUGUUCCCUUCAGGUCGUUCGGAUAGUGAAGGUCCCUAUGAUUUUGGGGGUGUUCUGACAAACAGCAAUCGAGAUGUUAUAAAUGGGGAUGGCAUCCACAAGCGGAACCAGUCAUACAAAGAGAUGCAUUGCCUGCACCCUGGAGAUCUCUAUCCUUUCACCAGGAAACCCAUGUUUAUCAUAGUGGACUCAUCUAACAGUGUUGCCUACAAGAAUUUCACGAAUUUAUUUGGACAACCAUUGGUGUGCCUACUUUCGCCAACAACAUAUCCAAAGGCGUUGCAAGAUCAAUCCCAACGAGGUAGCCUCUUCACCUUCUUUCUGAACAACCCAUGAUGUGCAUUCCUGUUUGUCUCUGGAUUAUCAAGCAUGCGCAGAGGACUGUGGGACAAGUGUCAUGAUUACCUUCGAAAAAUAAAUCGGGAUAUUGCACAAUUACUGACUCAUUCCCGUUCCAUAGAUCAGGCCUUUCUCCAGUUUUUUGGAGAUGAAUUCCUUCGUUUACUUCUAACAAGAUUCAUCUUCUGCUCAGCCACCAUGAGGAUGCACAAAAUCUUUCGGCAGGAAACUAGAAAUUAUCCAGAAUCCUAUCCCCAGCUGCCAAGGGAUGAAACUGUGGAGAACCCACACCUCCAAAAGCACAUUUUGGAGUUGGCUUCCAUGCUGGAUGUUCGAAACGUGUUCCUGGAAACCACCCUCGAUGAUUAUUAAAAUGGAAACGUGUUCCGGCUUUCUUACUGCAGAGGGGUGUUCCUGGCCACAGGCUUUUGAAAUGGUGCAGUUUUCUAAUGUGAAGAUCCACAAAAGGAAUUUACUUGAUUUUUAUUUUUAAAUUUAUGAUUAUUUUUUUAAAAAAUAAAAUGGCUGUAGGCACAGCUGUUCCAUUCUGUAUGGGUCAAUUUUAUAUACUAAACCCUUCUGCAUCUUUUAAAAUUUUAAGACUAAAGAUA
Gekko japonicus is the source of this 2078-nucleotide messenger RNA. It is a transcript of the gene SCAI, whose product is annotated as suppressor of cancer cell invasion. Gene Ontology annotation, cellular component: nucleus. Gene Ontology annotation, biological process: DNA-templated transcription. Gene Ontology annotation, molecular function: transcription corepressor activity. The transcript has 19 exons. Lineage: Eukaryota; Metazoa; Chordata; Lepidosauria; Squamata; Gekkonidae. The record is from RefSeq and is a predicted model, not a curated record.